CAUUCUCAACGGUUGCGUCCAUCACUCCCUCUCUUCUUCCCUCACUCGCAGCCUCCACCACAAACGAACGCAUGCAGAGGCAACAAUAGAGAGCGAGAUAGAGAGAGAGAGAGAGUGCGUACGUGUGUGUCUGUCUCUGUGGCACAGGUAUCAUAACUCAGGUUGCAGACAAACAAAUCAGCACCUUUUCCAACAUACGCCUUCAUUGUACUACGUGGUUCUUUUUAUAUAUGUCGUGGUUGUAGCUGUGACAGUUGUGUAGUGUAUCAACCCUUUCUCUUCUCACUUCUUCCCCUCACUCACUCAUCCAUUCACCCCAUUAAUUCCCUUAAUAAAAGAUCAAAUUUUUCAUCGUUCAUUCAGAUCCGUUUCAUCCCCCUGUUUCAAAAACUAAACCCAUUUUCCGAAUCUAAAACAAAAACCCAGCAUGAGUUCCGACGAUGGUGUUCAGAUCCACCAGAGUCGGAGGUUGCCGGAUUUUCUGCAGAGUGUGAAUCUGAAGUAUGUGAAACUAGGGUACCAUUAUUUGAUAACCCAUCUUUUGAAACUAUGCUUGAUCCCUCUCAUAUCCAUCAUCUUGAUUCAAGCAUCUCAGAUGAACCCUGAAGACAUUCACAUGCUCUGGCUCCACCUUCAGUACAACCUCGUCAUCGUCAUCAUCUGUUCCGCAAUCCUCGUUUUCGGAUCCACCGUAUACAUCAUGUCACGGCCAAGAUCCGUUUACCUUGUGAACUUCUCCUGCUACAAACCCCCUUCUCAUCUCAAAGUCAAAUUCUCCGAAUUCAUGGAACAUUCAAUUCUCACAGGGGACUUUGAUGAGUCUUCUCUCCAAUUUCAGCGCAAGAUUCUAGAACGUUCUGGUCUUGGCGAAGAGACCUAUGCCCCUGAAGCCAUGCAUAGCAUUCCACCAACGCCAUCCAUGGGUGCUGCAAGGGAAGAGGCAGAGCAGGUGAUGUUUGGUGCACUUGAUAACCUCUUUGCAAAUACCAAGAUCAAACCCAAGGACAUUGGAAUCCUUGUUGUUAAUUGCAGCUUGUUCAAUCCAACCCCUUCUCUUUCUGCUAUGAUAGUGAACAAGUACAAGCUGAGGGGUAAUAUAAGGAGCUUCAACUUGGGGGGUAUGGGUUGCAGUGCUGGUGUUAUAGCAAUUGAUCUUGCUAAGGAUAUGCUUCAGGUUCAUAGGAACACUUAUGCUGUGGUGGUUAGCACUGAGAACAUUACUCAAAAUUGGUACUUUGGGAAUAAGAAGUCCAUGUUGAUACCCAAUUGUUUGUUUCGCGUUGGUGGGUCUGCGGUUCUGCUUUCUAACAAGGCUUCUGAUAGAAGACUAGCCAAGUACAAGCUUGUUCAUGUUGUGAGGACUCACAAAGGUGCAGAUGAUAAGGCAUUCAAGUGUGUUUAUCAGGAGCAGGAUGAUGCUGGGAAAACGGGUGUUUCAUUGUCAAAGGAUCUCAUGGCUAUUGCUGGUGGAGCUCUUAAGACUAACAUCACAACUUUGGGUCCCCUUGUAUUGCCCAUAAGCGAGCAACUUCUCUUCUUUGCUACUUUGGUCUGCAAGAAGCUAUUCAAUGCAAAAAUGAAGCCUUAUAUCCCUGAUUUCAAGCUUGCUUUUGAUCAUUUCUGCAUACAUGCUGGUGGCAGGGCUGUGAUCGAUGAGCUUGAGAAGAACCUGCAGCUUCUGCCUGAGCACGUGGAAGCAUCUAGAAUGACUUUACACAGGUUUGGGAACACUUCCUCCAGUUCAAUUUGGUAUGAGUUGGCUUACAUAGAAGCAAAGGGAAGGAUGAGGAAGGGAAACCGAGUCUGGCAUAUUGCAUUUGGGAGUGGGUUCAAGUGUAACAGUGCAGUGUGGGAGGCCUUGAAACAUGUGACGCCCUCACCCAAGUGUCCAUGGGAAGAUUGCAUUGACAUGUACCCAGUUAAGAUUGUUACAUAGUUCUAUUAUGAGUUAGAUGGUCUUGCUUCGUCUGAAAUAGGUAUGUAUCUUCUUUUUAUUUCUUAGUUUAUUAGCUCAGGGAUGUCUGUGUUUGAUACUUAGAAGUCACAGUUACUUAAUCCAUAUUGGGUUGCUUGAGCUCUGAACCCUGACUAUUAGCUGUAAAAUCAUUUCCU
Messenger RNA from Gastrolobium bilobum, 2112 nucleotides. RefSeq names its product 3-ketoacyl-CoA synthase 4-like. The coding region runs from base 428 to 1936 and encodes 502 amino acids. Gene Ontology annotation, cellular component: membrane. Gene Ontology annotation, biological process: fatty acid biosynthetic process. The transcript has a single exon. Gene Ontology annotation, molecular function: acyltransferase activity, transferring groups other than amino-acyl groups. NCBI's taxonomy places the organism in Eukaryota, Viridiplantae, Streptophyta, Magnoliopsida, Fabales, Fabaceae. The record is from RefSeq and is a predicted model, not a curated record.